AUGUCAUUUGCAAAUAUAGACCUUGAAGCACAGAAGUCCAUUAAGAAUGGAAAGAUAACAGAUGGCCCACAAACAGACAGUCAGAAUGAAUUAGAUAAAAUCAUUAAUAAUACUUCUGAACAAUUGAGAAAGUUUGGGAACUUGAUCACACAAUUCGAUAACCAACUUAAAACUAUCGGUACCAAAAGAGACAGUUCCAAGACCAGAGAAAACUUGGACUCAUUAACUAAUAAUCUUAAUAAUCUUGAAGAUGGAAUAAAGUUGUUGGUUGAAAAUUUAGAUAAUUUGAUAAAUAAAAAUCUGGAUGAAAAAGGUAAGAAUAAGAUUGAAAUCACCAAUAGACAAGUUAUAAUCAAGGAAAGAUUAUUGAACGAGUAUAAUGACUUACACAGAGCCUUUAAUAAAUCACAUAAACAAUAUUCAGACAGGAAAAGAGCCCAUCCCAUAAAAUCAACGGAGAAAACUCCGUUACUUGAGAGUUCGAGCGGUGGGUAUGAUUCCCAACAAGUUCAACAACAAACUCAAGUACAAGUACAGGAUCAAGAUAUAAUAAAUGAAACAGAACUUCAGUAUCAUAGAAUGUUAACGGAAGAACGCAAUAGAGAAAUAGAGCAAGCUCAUGAAGGUAUAAUGGAAGUGAAUUCAAUAUUCAAGGAUUUAGGAGAAUUGAUUCAUCAACAGGGUGAACAAUUGGAUUUGGUGGAGAACAAUGUAGGACAAUUGCAAUCUAAUGCUCAACAGGCUGCAAGUGAGUUGAAUAAAGCUCAUGAAUAUCAAAAAAGAAAAGGUAAGUGGAGUUGUAUCCUUUUGGUGGCAUUAUGUGUUUUUGUGUUAGUGGUAGUGUUGGCUGUAAUUAGUUAG
Messenger RNA from Yamadazyma jaroonii, 861 nucleotides. The record is from the annotation of a GenBank genome assembly. NCBI's taxonomy places the organism in Eukaryota, Fungi, Ascomycota, Pichiomycetes, Serinales, Debaryomycetaceae.